Molecule: messenger RNA, 2316 nt
Organism: Oikopleura dioica
Lineage: Eukaryota; Metazoa; Chordata; Appendicularia; Copelata; Oikopleuridae
Source: the annotation of a GenBank genome assembly
AUGCGGAGACCGAGAAUUUUCGAAAUUUUCACAAUUCUCAUUCUCUUUGCAAUCUCAGUUUAUUUUGCUGGAAAUGAGGGAAGAGAAAGAUUUGAGAGAAGGAAGUUUGGAGAAUUUUUAUCAGCAGAAUUUUAUUCUGAACGUGAUGAAGCUGAAGAUCGCUUUUCUGUGGAUUUGGGAGAGAGGAGAAAUGAGUUGAAGGCAAAGUUUGAUGAAAGUUUGAAAGAAGAACUGACGGAAGCGGCUUAUCAGAGGGAGCUCCUUAAGUUUUUGAAGAACGAAGAAGCAAAAGAGUCAAUCGCCGAAUUCGAGCUCGCUCUAGAAUCUGACCCCUUAGCUUACCAACUGCCAAACAUCGUGGUUACUGGUGCGAAAAAGUGCGGAACAAAAGCUCUCCAGCGAUUUUUCGGGCAUCACCCUCAAGUGAUCAGGGGUUAUGCGGAAAGUCCUUUCCAGACUCUUGAAGACUCAGAAUUAUCGUUCAAGAAUUACCUAAAGAAUCUUUAUCGAAUCUGGUCGCUGGAAGAUUUGAGGAAGAAAAUUGAAGAGAAUCUGGAGUCUGAUCGAGAGAACUUCUUCAUGGCAAAAACUGGCAUGGCUGGAAUCAAAUGGCUCCUUGAUUAUCUUGAAGAAAAUCCAGCUCUUCUCGAAAAGCAUGAAAAUCUGAAGACAUGGAAGAAAAAUGUUCAAUGCAUCACUAUUCUAUGUGAUCCUGUUCAUCGGCUUCUCUCUGAUUUCAAGCAUAUGAAAGAUGACAAAGCAGGUCACAUGGGACAUUUGAACAAGAAAACACUUGGGUCAGACUCCGCGCUGAUGCCGUUGGCGGACUUGAGUUUCGACAAAUAUGUCGAGACUUACUUGCCUCUUUUGACGGAAAAUGCAAAUUCUGAAGGCGUUCCUAGAGAAAUGACCACAGUGAUGGCGAACGGCGCGUACGGAUAUCUCUACAAAUACUAUCGAUCAAACACGGGCGAUCCAAAAAUCUUCGCGAACACUGGUCUCAUCCUUGAUGGAAAUUCUCUCAAAUCAAGGCCUUGGGAGUCGUUUCAGUGGAAUUUGCAUGUUAAACCAGAGAGAUAUCGAUGGAUUGUUUUGGGCAUUUUCUUUGGAAAUGCAUUUCUUGCCUCCUUCCAAUGGGUCAACUACAUCAUGGUCCCCGACCUUUUCGCCUCCUUUUUCCAUACAUCUUUCUCCACCAUCUCCUGGACGACUCAAAUCUACAUGGUUUCCUUUUGCGUUUUUAUGUUGCCGAUAAUCUGGUGGCUCGAACUCAGAAACAUCAAAGUGGCGCUUAGGGUCGGGUCAUUUUUGGCAGCGGCGGCGGCGUUGGCAAAGUGUGUGGUGAAGCCGAAUAUGCUGCCUUUGCACUUGGUGGCGCAGUUGUUGAGCUCGAUGAGUAAUAAUUUUGUAUUCAUAAUGCCAGGAGUCAUUGCCGAGCGAUGGUUCCCCCUUGACGAGCUCUCUUUUGCCACCGCCAUUGCAGCGGGAGGAAUGAUUUUUGGAAAUUCCGUUGGCUACCUCCUUCCUGCGCUGAUUAUCAGAGCGCUUCCGGAGCUCCCGCCAUCUAUAACUGCGGCAAAAAAGAGACAAGAACCUGAAAAGCUUGAUUAUCUUGAUACAGUCAAAGCUUGUCUCCAAACUUCAAAAAGCCUUGCGAAGAAUACUAAUUGGCUUUUACUUCAAGCUGGGGGAUCAAUCUCGGCCGGAGUGUUUUUCGCCCUCUGUACCCUUAUCAAUCAGAUUCUAAAGCCCUCAUUCUGCGAUGAAAUCGACCCGAACGGCGUGAACAAGAUCAUUGGCGGAAUUUCCUUCGUCAUGCUCGUUGCCGGUGCUUUUUCGGGCCCGAUUGUUGGCACACUCGUUGAUAAAACAAAGCUCUUCAAGACUUUUACCCUUUCGAAUACCGUGGUUUUUACACUUUGUUUCGUCGGAGUCACGAUUUUGUUUCACCACGGGCUGGUUUGGGCGGAUUUCGUGCUUUUUGGGCUGAUUGGUUCUUGCGUUUCAUCGAUGUUCAAUCUCAUUAUGCAGUUUAGUUUCGAGCUGACGUUUCCCGAGCCAUGCACAUUUGUUGCGGGUUUUAUCGGAAUUCUACAGCAAUUAUCUGGAGUAAUUCUAACUCAAAUUGCUCAAGCGAUUCUUCUCAACAAGGACUCUUCUCAAGACUGCCCACCGAAAGAAGCCAGCUUCAACUGUUUAAUUUUCCUUUCCUCCUGCCUCGUUGCUGCUACCAUUUGCUGCUCAUUGGUCAAGGAAGAUCUAAGAAGAUUAAAUGUUGAAAAUGAAGAUCCUCAUUCGAGUAGACCAAAAGAGUAG